Lolium rigidum is the source of this 732-nucleotide messenger RNA. RefSeq names its product NDR1/HIN1-like protein 6. The coding region runs from base 1 to 534 and encodes 177 amino acids. Gene Ontology annotation, cellular component: plasma membrane. The record is from RefSeq and is a predicted model, not a curated record. Lineage: Eukaryota; Viridiplantae; Streptophyta; Magnoliopsida; Poales; Poaceae. The transcript has 2 exons.
AUGGAACAAAAAGGAGCAGAGGGACUGCGGACGCAGCAGUGCAACAAAUUAAGACGGGCCAUCACAUUCACAUACGUACCAAGGCAAGGACAAACCCGGUUCGACGUGAACACCACCACCGCGGUCGUCACCGACGCUUUCGAGGUGCAGGUCACCUCGAACAACCCGAACAGGCGCAUCGGGGUGUACUACGACGGCGGGGAGGUCACGGCCUCCUUCAACGGCACCGAGCUCUGCAGCGGCGCCUUCCCGGCGCUCUACCAGGGCCACCGCACCACCGUGCGCCCGCUCAUCACGCUGCAGGGGGAGACGAGGCUCGACAGCGCCGUUGCCGCGCAGCUCGCGCAGCAGCAGCAGGCCGGGUUCAUCCCGCUCACCGUGAACGCGCGCGUGCCCAUCAGGAUCAAGUUCGGCGUGCUCAAGCUGUGGAAGAUGACGGGGAAGGCGCGCUGCAACCUCGUCGUUGAUAGACUCCAGGCCGAGACGCGGCUCCGCAUCCGCUCCAACAGCUGUAGCUUCAAGCUCAAGAUCUAGAAAUUUUUUUGAGUCGUGCGUAUAUGGACAUGCGUGUAGGAUUACCGAGGUCACGUCCCCAUAUCUUUCGAUAUAUAUUGCUUGAGAUCGCCCGGCAGAUGUGGUAGAGAUGUGUAGAGCUGUACAUUUGUUAUUUAUUUUGCCCGUACAUUCCUUAUUUUGUAGUGGAAUAAGAUCCGAUAUUCCGAUAUGCAUGUA